AUGGAAAAUAAUACUUCCAUUUCAAACUUUUUCAUACAUGUUGUGGGAUUGGAUAUACUUGAAGGAGCUAACCUGAAAAUGGAAGAAGCAAGGGAUAGGUUAGAUACAUUGGUUCGCAUACUGAAAGACUCUUGUUUGUUAACUGACGGUUUCACAAGCGAACAAUUUGCCAUGCAUGAUGUUGUCCGUGCUGUUGCUGUUACAAUUUCAUAUACAGACCACCAUGUAUUUACAAGGAGAAAUGAUGUUGAAAGGGAAUGGAAGGAUAAAGAUAAACUCAAGAAAUGCACAAAAAUCUCCUUAACUUAUAGUAGUACUGUUAUUAGUGAGUUGUGGCAUGAAGAUCUGGAUUGUCCAGAUCUUGAAUAUUUCUAUAUGACCAAUAUGUGGGGUUCUAAUUCUUCUUUCGAAAUCCCUGAGGACUUUUUCACAGUGAUGCCAAAUCUCAAAGUUUUAAAUUUAAUUGGAAUGCAACAAUUGUUGUUGCCGUUGUCACUUGAUCUUCUGAUAAACCUUCGAACUUUGUGUUUAAUUGAUAGCAAAAUUGAAGAUGUUGCUAUUAUCGGAAAGCUAAAGAAGCUAAAAGUUCUUAGCUUGUCAAAUUCAUCUAUAAGGGAAUUGCCUGCAGAAAUAGGUCAAUUGACUCAACUAAAGUUGUUUGAUUUAAGUAAUUGUCGGAACUUGAAAAUUAUUGCACCAAAUGUGAUAUCAAAAUUAUUGCAAUUGGAAGAAUUGUAUAUGAAGGGAUGCUUUAUUCAAUGGAAGGUUGAAGUACUCAAGGAAUUGAAGCUCUUGUCUCAACUGGCCAGUUUAGAAUUAGAUAUUAAAGAUAACAAGAUGUUGCCUAAAGACUUCUUUUCCAAAGAGCUUAAAAGGUACAAAAUAUCAAUAGGAGUUUGGCCAUCCGAAUAUAUAAGAUAUAAUGAAGAUGAGGAUUUGAGGAUGUUAAAAUUGAAACUUAAUUCUACCAUCUCCUUAGAAGAAUUACGAGGAUUCAAAAAUGUUAAACUCUUAUUCUUAGCCGAAUUUUCAGAUGUUGAGAAUAAUUUUAAUGAGUUUGUCGCUCUCACGCCCCUCUUUGAUGAAAAGGUUAUUUUCACCGAUUUGAUGGGCUUGGAAUUGAGCAACAUUAGUUCUGGAAAGAUUUGGGAUAGCAAAUUUCCAACACUUAUGUCUUCCUCUUAUCAGAAUUUGACACGCUUUAUGUUGAAGAGUUGUGGAAAAAUAAAAUAUGUGUUUCCAUCUUCCAUUGCUAAAAGCCUCCAGACUCUACAACGUCUUGAGAUAAUGGAUUGUGAGGUUUUAGAGGAGAUUGUUGCGGAAGAAGAAGGAGCAAAAGCUGCUGUUAAUUUUGCCUUUUCGCAGAUCAACUCUAAUUUGGAGGAUUUGUAUUUAAAGAAUAAGUUGAGACAGAUUAUAUGGUGGUGUCGAUUUAAAACUCUUAAGAUCGAAUAUGAUGAGUCAGCAAAUAUUCCACUUGGGCUCCUUCAGAGAUUUGAAAAUCUGGAAGUGCUUGAACUAACUUCUUGUAGAUACGAAGAAAUGUUCUCAUGUGGAAAGGAUGAGAAACAUAUGCAGAUCAAUCUAAGACCAUCCUUAGCUUCUUUCCAGAAUCUUAGAGUUCUGAAUGUAAGUUGGUGUAGAGAGUUGAUGAAGUUAAUGACACCUUCAACGGCUAGAAGCUUGGUGCAGUUGAGAGAAUUGAGCGUAGAGGGAUGUGAAAUGGUGAUAGAAAUAGUAGAAAAUGAGGGAGAUGCAACAACAAGUACUGAAAUUGUUUUUGAUAAUUUGAAGAAGUUGUCACUUGAAGACUUAAAAAGUCUCAUAUGCUUCUGUUCUGGGAAUUAUUCUUUCAAUUUUUCAUCUUUGGAAGAGUUAAUUAUAAGCGAAUGCCCCAAUAUGAAGACUUUCACUCAAGGAAUCUUAAGCACACCAAAGUUAUACGAGGUCAAUUAUCACAAUGAGACUAAAGGUGAGUGGGAGAAAAUUGAAGUAGAGAAUGAGGGGAAUGAUCUUAAUAAAACCAUACAAGGAGCAUACAGAAAAGAAAAACAGGAUAUUUCCCUUAAUUUGAAGUAUAAGGCAUUCAAAGAUGUCAAUUCUACAGAGAUUUGCUACAACCAACAUCCAAAUUUCUUUUAUCAAAAUUUGACACACUUGUUCUUGCGGAAUUGUGGAAACAUAAAAUAUGCAUUUCCGUCUUCCAUAGCCAAAAGCCUCCACCAACUCCAAGAACUAAAGAUUGAAGAUUGUAAAGUUUUAGAGGAGAUUGUUGCAAAAGAGGAGGGAGCAAAUGCAGUUGUCAAUUUUGUCUUUCCGAAUAUAACCUUGUUGAAGCUUCAAAAUCUACCAGAACUUACAACUUUCUAUCUUGGAAUACAUACUUCUAAAUGGCCAAUGUUAAAACAGUUGGUGGUGAUAGAUUGUGAGAAGUUCACUUCAAAACAUAUGAGCUUCCAAGAAAAUGGUGAGGAGGGUGAACUUCAUAUUUCCGAGCCAAAAUCUCACUUCUUGGACGAUAAGGUACGAAUCUUUUAUUCCAUUCUUUAUUGA
Molecule: messenger RNA, 2553 nt
Organism: Pistacia vera
Lineage: Eukaryota; Viridiplantae; Streptophyta; Magnoliopsida; Sapindales; Anacardiaceae
Exons: 4
Coding region: 1-2553 (850 amino acids)
Source: RefSeq, a predicted model, not a curated record